AUGCCAACCGCCCCAGACGCCACUAACGUGCUUGGUGAGGUUGAGGCUGGCCGAUACAGGUUUGACAAGCUGUUCAUCCUCAUGGAGAGAUCUUUCGAGGAUCUGCUUGUGGUGAGCAAGCUCUGUGCCUCCGUGGCGCCCGAAAUCAUGCACGACAAGGGCAAGAACAGGGUGCACCCUGAGUGGACGGAGGCCUUGGUGAAGCAGGCGGAGACGGACCUCGUCUCUUCAACCCGCCACUGGAUGGAGAUCAUGCAUUGGUCCGAUGGAGCUGGGGAGGUAAUUCUCGAUGUGCUCACCGUGCGACCAGAGGCUCAGAACAGCAACUACAAUCCAAUUCCCAGGCGAGCGAGGUUGCCCUCGGGCGUGCAGAUGGUGUGCCGGUACGAGUCUGCAAGGACUUGGGAGUGGGACCAGGAGACUGGGGCAGCGCCUUGGCACUCGCUGCUUUGUCCGGGUGGGCUCAGCAUCUACGCGAAGCGCGGCACCUUCAGCAAGCGCGCCAGGAUGCUGGAGUCCUUGCUGUGGUGGCGCCAAAGACGAGGCAAUCAGCUGUUUGGCUCGCAGAACGUGUCGAACAUGCUGAAUGCCCCCGCGAGAGCUUUCGACUUCCAGCCUGAGGCUAGCAUCGUCCGAGACAAGGAGAGUGUCCCGGUGAAGGUGCGGCAGUUGAAGCUUCCUGGCAUCGUGAAUCCGGAUGUGAUGCACAUUCUCGCGUAUACCCAGAACCACAACAUUCUUUUGAAGCCUACGGGGCAGGCGAUUAUCCAGUAUGCCUGGGAUCAUGUCGCCAGGUACUACUACUGGACAUACGUCUUCUACCAGGUCAUCACCCUCGGCAAUCUUGUAGUGGAGGUGGUGUCUCCGGCGGACACCUUCUGGGGCCGGCGUCUUCGCUGGAGUCUCCUUGCCGUGCUCGCGCACCUGGAGCUUUUCUACGAGUUCUGGGAAAUGGCCGGGUACCUUUGCUACCUCCAGCAUGCGGGCCCACGCUACCUCACAAAGUUGGAGAACCUUUACAACUGGGUGUCUAUCAUUCUGCUGAUGGUGCUGGUCUGGUGGACAUCCAGCGAUGUAACUCUUCAGGAGAUACCGAUCAUGCUCUCCGUGCUGGUUCUUUUCCGUUGGAUCCAGCUGACGUGGAGUUGCAGGGCCUUCGAAUAUGUUGGGGAGAAGAUCCUGCCAAUCUUGCAGGCCUCUUUCUCCACCUCCAUUGGCGGGAUCCUGGUGGUGACCUUUUGUGUGCUCGUGGGCUUUGUGCAUGGAGCUCUGGCACUGGAGCUUGGGCAUGAACUUCCGCAGCACUACAAAGUGGUAUUGGGAGCACUGAAGCUGCUGCUUCUGGGUGACGGAGAUGGUAUUGAUGUUGCCCUCACCGUCGGCGGUGCACCGGAGGAAGGAACGCCACUGACCUUUGUGUUCCUCCUUACUGCCAUGGUCGUCUUCUGUGUUUGUGUCCUGAACCUCUUCAUUGCGGUCCAUGGAGAGGCUUACAGUCGGGCGCAAGACAAGGCGUACACCAGCUUCCUGCAGGAGCGAGCUGGGAUAUGUCUUCAUUGCCUGCUGAGACCAUCUUGGCCACCCCAUUGCAUACCAAUUCGCGUGCCACAUCGGAUUCUUUCCUACCUGAGCUUAGAGCUGGUCGCCAUCGCCGCCUGGGCGCUGAUGCUGCAAGAGCCAUCCAUCCACUACCUCAUCCCGACGGGACUUCUCUGUGGCAGUGCGAUGUUGGGCGAUUCCAUCCUCGUGCAGCGCCCAUGGAACAAGACCAAGGGGGAGCAGUACUACCUCUGGAUGUGCUACAAGGAAAGCUUGGACAAGUCGACGAACGUGCCGGAUAGCGCCGACAUGUACAAUGCGCUUGAGAAGGAAGUACGGCUGGUCUCAAAGCAGUUCGAGCGGCAAACGCGUAGCUUUGCCGAUCAGGUCCAGGGUUUGAAGGAGCGACUGCAAGGCCUGGAGUCCUCAGUGGAGAAGCUCGCGGACACGGCAGAGUACGUGUCUGGGAGACGGGGAUGGCCGACCAUCAUGGAGUGA
Messenger RNA from Symbiodinium natans, 2037 nucleotides. NCBI's taxonomy places the organism in Eukaryota, Dinophyceae, Suessiales, Symbiodiniaceae. The record is from the annotation of a GenBank genome assembly.